CUCCGCUCUUCUAGUUGCAUCCGCAGCGCCAUGAGGUCUGACCUUCAGCCUGUUCCUCUUUGGCAUACUUCUACCGCCCUUGAUUCCUGCACGUCGACGCCAGGUUGGCCAUACUGGUCAGUGUGGAAGGAUGCUCCUCCGCAAGCAACCAUUGCUAUCAACCUUCAUGAACAAUCUCGCACUUACGUUCACGACCCAAAGCUGCAACGACGACACUGUUUCACUGAUGGAAAAAUGUUCUCAGCUACUGAGAAACGUGAAAUGCGGAAUAGGUUGCGCUUGAUAAGCAGACUUCACCUAAUAUCUAACGGUAAUCAAAGAGACUUGGCAGUGAAUGUUGCCACCAAGCAGGGAGGGCAGCCGACCCGCUCCGGCCACAUCCCUUGUUCAGCAGGAUGCAUGGAAGAGAAAGGCCGGAGCAGGGACGCGGGCUGUGGCCCGUUUUGCACCACGUCUAAAGGCGAUGAUAGCCUAGAAAUAUGUUUCAAGCUAUUAAGAGGACGAGAUAGCCGUUAUUACGGGAGGAAUAAUGUCACGGUUCAAGGUGCAUCUGAUCUAUUCCGGCACACUGGGGUUUCCGCUACGUGUUUGAACAAAGGAUCUGUGAGUAGGGGUACAGAAUUAGGAAGUGCUAAACAACGGGGCGUCGAUAUCCCAGCGGCUGGAAGGAUUACCGUGACCACGAUAUGGUUUCUCUAUGAAGGCACAUACAUGGGACCUUCACACGAUCGUGACAUCGCUGACUAG
Molecule: messenger RNA, 747 nt
Organism: Lindgomyces ingoldianus
Lineage: Eukaryota; Fungi; Ascomycota; Dothideomycetes; Pleosporales; Lindgomycetaceae
Exons: 10
Coding region: 31-747 (238 amino acids)
Source: RefSeq, a predicted model, not a curated record